This is a messenger RNA of Saccoglossus kowalevskii, 894 nucleotides long. Its product is annotated as BTB/POZ domain-containing protein kctd15-like. Gene Ontology annotation, molecular function: protein binding. The record is from RefSeq and is a predicted model, not a curated record. Lineage: Eukaryota; Metazoa; Hemichordata; Enteropneusta; Harrimaniidae. Gene Ontology annotation, biological process: protein homooligomerization.
GGCAAACUUUCUUAUUCGUCGCCAUUUUUCCACGCUGGCCGUUUCUUGAUCUUUUAAAAAUAUAUUCAGUUCGUAUUUAACUGAGUGUUGCUGAGGAAGUCUCUGAGAUCAGGUUUUUAUUGAAUCAUGGCGUCAUCAUCUCCAGUGCCAUCAUCUUCAUCAAUGCAAGGUGUACCAUGUGUUGCCCCUGUCAAUCGUUUCACUGCUCCUGUUCACAUUGAUGUUGGUGGUCAGAUAUACACAUCCUCGCUAGAAACGCUGGCAAGGUCUCCUGAUUCAAAACUUGGUAAGCUUUUCAAUGGAAAUAUCCCUAUUGUCAUUGACAGUCUCAAACAGCAUUAUUUUAUCGACCGAGAUGGACACUUGUUUCGUUACAUCCUCAGCUUUCUACGAACUUCUAAAUUAAAUCUGCCAAAUGAUUUUGGUGAGUUUGAUGGCUUGUACGAGGAGGCUAAAUUUUAUGAACUUCAGAAUAUGAUAGAUGCGCUAGAAGAGUACAAAGAAGAAAAGGAACGACAAAAAUCUAUGGAGGAGGAGAUUGGGAUGAAUGAAUGCAUUGUGGUCAAUGUAAGUCCUGACUGUGGUGAAAGAGUCUGUCUGAGUGGUGACAAGAACCUGGUGCAUGAAAUCUUUCCUGAGAUUGGUAGCAGUGUGCUGUGUAAUUCUGGCUCACAUUAUGGUUGGAACCAGGAUAGUAGUCAUGUGAUUCGCUUUCCUCUCAAUGGAUUCUGUAAACUGAACUCUGUACAAGUAUUACAGCGAUUAUUCCAGUGUGGAUUCAAAGUGGUUGCUGCAUGUGGCGGUGGUAGUGAGGGUGCACAAUUUUCCGAGUAUGUCAUGUGUCGUAAAAGCCUUAAUGUGUCACCUGUGAUCAAAGAAGAAUAUUUAGACUGA